CUUAAAAGGAAUUGAAGAUCGAGGAGCUAAAUAUGACUUUCGUAACAGGAUUGGGGAAUUCGUGGUGACAUGAGACCCAUUGUGGCUGUCAUUGAAUAGAUGAGUCUCGCUGCCAUUGUUAGUGUUGGGUUCGAGGUAUUGUGAGUUCUCAGAUGUGCAAUUACAUUACAACCUUAAUCGCUUAGCAUACGUAAAUCAUGGACCAAUUGAGAAUUGAUGUGGAUUUUCCAAGUCCAGAUGCAGCUUCACAAGUGGGACUACUGCAUAAGGAAAUUGUUAGAAAAGCUAUGAUUUACAAGUUGUAUCAAGUUGAUGAAGAAGGAGAUGCUGAUAAAUUUGGUGAGGAGUUGAAGCAACAAUGUGAGGAAAAUAAGCUACGUUUGCCUGAUGUUUUUGAUAAAGUCACCCUAACAGGUGAUUCACUGCUUCAUGUGGCAGCAGAUUUGGGGCAAGAAAGGAUUGUGGAGAUGAUUUGUGAUCUCUUUCCUGUGCUUCUAACUAGGAGAAAUGUAAGAGGCGACACUCCACUUCAUAUUGCUGUGAGGUCCAAGAACACUAGUAUGGUCAACCUCAUUCUUUCCCAAUAUGCCACAAAGAAGUCAACACAUGAUGAGAUGAAAGAUAAAGAGAUAACAAGAGAAACAAAUGAAUGUGGGGAUACUCCUUUGCACGAGGCUGUCUACAGUGGGGAUGUUGAUGUGGUUAAAGAGAUUUUCGACCAGGAUAAGGAUGUAGUCCAUUGUUUGAACAAGUCAAAGAGAUCACCACUGUGUUUGGCAGUGGUGAAUGGUAAUGAGCAAAUUCUCAAACUUCUGUUGCAAAUUCCAUUACCUGCGGACCAGCCGCUUUCACAGUGUCGUCGAAGUUCUCCACUCCACACAGCUAUACAACAUCAAAAAGAAGUUAUGAUACAAGCGAUAAUAGCAAUAAGGCCCGAGCUAGUUUAUUUAAGGGAUGAAGAUGGAAAUACUCCCCUUCAUUAUGCAGUUGACAUUGGUUAUGUUGACGGAUUUCGUAUUUUAUUAAAAAAUUCAUUGCCAAAUAAAUUGGAUAAAACUGAUCAAACUGCCUUGGAACGAAACAAGAAGGGCUAUCUUCCCCUUCAUCUUGCUUGCAAAAGGGGUUAUGUUAAGAUGGUAAAAGAAUUCUUGGAACUUGAAUGGCCCAUUAAUCCUUAUAUUGUCCUCAAUCAAAAGGGUCAAAACAUUCUUCACAUUGCGGCAAAGAAUGGAAGAGGUGGUGUGGUAGAAUACCUACUAAGAAAUUGCAAAACUUAUGAUCUAUCUAUAACCCAGAAAGACUAUGAUGGGAACACUCCAUUGCAUUUGGCUUCCAAAAAUUUAUUUCCGGAAAUUAUCCACUUGAUUACAGAGUAUUAUAGGACUGGUCUGAAUCUCACGAAUAAGGACGGUUUAACGGCUCGAGAUAUCAGUGAGACCUUUGAACAUCCAAUGUUGCGUAAAAGAAAGAGUGUAUCCAUGGAGUUAUUAAAAAGAGCUGGAGUCCCUGUAAAUCACAUGUUGCAUUCUCAACGCCAACCACAGCCUGAAAAAGACACCUUUGAUUUUCAACUCCAAUCACAUGUACAGCCUGGAAAAGACAUCCGUGAGGCAUUUUUGAUUGUUGCAGCGUUGUUGGUGACAGUGUCAUUUGCAGCUGCUUUUACUGUACCAGGAGGUGUAUAUAGCUCUGAUGACCCAAACCCUAAAAUUAGAGGAACUGCAGUUUUUGCUCGUAAACCAUUAUUCUGGAUAUUCACCAUCUUCAAUAUCAUAACUAUGUAUAGCUCUGCAAUGGCAUGUGGAUUUCUGUCUCUGGGAAUAUUUCUUCAGUCUGAAUUAACUCUAACAAUUCAACCUUCGUUCUUAUAUUUGUCAAGUGCCUUUUUCACAGCACCAGUGGCGUUUAUAGCUGCUGUAGUUCUAGUUGUGGCCAAUAACCGUUUACUCACAAUUGUUACAAGCGUCAUUGGAUGCUUGCUCACUUUCUACACCGUUCUUUUAAUGCUACUUUCACUACUAGUAUCUCCACUAGAUGGAACUUCGACGACUGUUAGAAUUAUUAUAUCUAAUCCAAAACUUCGACGUUUUUAUGGCCGUUGGAUUCUUCCCAAGAUAAGUAUAGGUGGUAAGCCCAAAAUUUUUCUUCAUUCCAGAAAGCAAACAAGGACAAGGACAAGGACAAUGGAUUAAAGGAGCAUGUGCAACAAGGCAAUUGAGUAGAUGUUUU
This is a messenger RNA of Glycine soja, 2229 nucleotides long. Its product is annotated as protein ACCELERATED CELL DEATH 6-like. The record is from RefSeq and is a predicted model, not a curated record. Gene Ontology annotation, molecular function: protein phosphatase regulator activity; protein phosphatase 1 binding. NCBI's taxonomy places the organism in Eukaryota, Viridiplantae, Streptophyta, Magnoliopsida, Fabales, Fabaceae. The transcript is spliced from 6 exons. Gene Ontology annotation, cellular component: plasma membrane. Bases 198 to 2192 code for a protein of 664 amino acids.